AUGCCGUACAUCACCGUCAAAGAUGGCACUGAGAUCUAUUACAAGGACUGGGGAAACAAAUCUGGCCAGAUAGUCACCUUUAGCCAUGGAUGGCCACUAAGCUCCGAUGAUUGGGAGAACCAGAUGUUCUUCCUUGCCAACAAAGGCUAUCGUGUGAUCGCUCAUGACCGUCGCGGUCAUGGGCGCUCAUCUCAACCCUGGGAAGGUAAUGACAUGAACACAUACACUGACGACCUCAAUGCUCUAUUUGAACAUCUUGACCUUCAGAAAGUCAUGAUGGUUGGCCACUCUACUGGUGGGUGCGAAGUUGCGAGAUUCAUAGGCCGGCACGGCACUAAGAGGGUGUCAAAAGCUGUGCUUGUUUCUGCGACCGCUCCAGGGCUACUCAAGACAAAGGACAACCCAAAUGGCGUCGAAAUGGAUGUCUUUGACUCCUUCCGAAGCUCCAUUGUUGAGGAUCGAGCUCAAUUUUUCAUUGACGUCCCAUCUGGACCGUUCUUUGGCUUUAACAGGGAUGGUGCGAAUGUCAGUCAAGGACUUAUCUGGAGCUGGUAUAAGCAGGGAAUGGCCACCAGUUUCAAGGGCGCGUAUGACUGCGUCAAAGCCUUUUCAGAGACAGACACAUGUGAGGACAUUAAGAAUGCAGAUAUUCCAAUCCUGGUUUUGCAUGGCACGGACGACCAAGUAGUGCCUAUCGAAGCGACGGGCCAUCGUUCAGCGAAGAUGGCGAAGAACGGAACACUUAAGGAGUUUCCGGGUGCUCCACAUGCACUGCCGACGAUCUGCGUUGACGAGGUCAAUCAGGCCUUGCUGGAAUUCCUGCAAUCGUAA
This is a messenger RNA of Lithohypha guttulata, 831 nucleotides long. RefSeq lists its product as uncharacterized. NCBI's taxonomy places the organism in Eukaryota, Fungi, Ascomycota, Eurotiomycetes, Chaetothyriales, Trichomeriaceae. The transcript is spliced from 2 exons. The record is from RefSeq and is a predicted model, not a curated record. Gene Ontology annotation, molecular function: catalytic activity. The coding region runs from base 1 to 831 and encodes 276 amino acids.